CUUUCUCCAUUAUCUAUGGAGAAUAUAUCCUUCUUGAUUCCCGAUUAUGCAAAGGCGGCCACAAAUUAAGAGGAUUGGCUAAAAAGUUGGGAUCUCUGAGACAAAAUAAUCUAGCUAAAACACCACCCUCCUACCUUCAAAAAGUAGUUGUGGAUUGCUUGAAUUCAGUGUUAGAACUCACCAAAUGCGUGGUUGAGCUCAAGCAAUGCCCACAUUACUCUCCCUCGCAAUCAAUAAUUUUGGCCUUACCAAUGACUACCUAUUGGAUAGCCACAAUUCUUAUUGACGUUAGUGGAGCAUGUGUCUGUGAUGCGCACUUCAAGGUCUACCAAAAUGAACUUGGGGAGCUAACUGCUUUAACGGCUAAAAUAUUGGCUACUUUCUCUCCGGAACUAGAAAAGAAAAGGGAAGAAGAAUCUUAUCAAACAUUGCGACAUGCAUUGCAUCACAGUUCUUCUAAUAGGGCAGAAGUUUUUAAAUUAAUGUUCAAUGCGAAGAAUGAUGAUGAGAAGAUAUUCCGUAAUUCCAAUGAUGUUUGGGGAUUAAAUCUUGGAAAAGAUCGUAGGACAGUGAUUCUGCUAUUAACAUCAAGCUUUGACAUUUCUAAUGGACGCAUACAUUUUUUAAAUUGGUUUUAUCACAACUCAGAACCAUAUAUUAUUUGGAUUCCAAUCACAGAGAAGGAUGCAUCAUGGACCAUUAAAGAUGAACAGCAAUUUGAAAAAUUAAAAGAGAAAAUGCAUAUGUUAUUCUGGUUGAAUGAUCCACAGAAAAGACUGUUGCCACACUUCACUAGAUUUGUUAAAGAGGAGCUAUUUCUAAAGUUUAAGAUGGGAUGGGGAGAUGAGGCUAUCCUUGUUUCAAUAGAUCAGAAAGGAAGAAUUGUUCAUCCAAAUGUCAUGCAUAUGAUACUCACUUGGAAUUAUGAGUAUAUUGAAAAAAAUACAAUAGGAGUACAGAGAUUAUAUAAUAUAGCUCCCUUGGUGGAAAAGGAGGUGAAAGAAGGGACUUCUGGCGUUAAUCGUGUUUUGCCUGAAAUUGGUAAAAUGAUUAAUGAUUUUUUAAGGGAAAUUGGUGGUAAGAUAAAUGCUUGGGCAGACUUGGUUGACAGCAGGAUACAAAAAGUGAUAGAAAAAUCUACUCCGUAUUACAGCGAUCGGGAGAAAGAUUUGUGGCAACAAGAAACAACUUGGAGUCUUCAUCUCCUGGCACCAAAAUUUCAAUCCUAUCAACCAAUUGGCAAACUGAUAAAUGAUUGGAUUCAAGAGGAGAAAUAUAUUUUCUUGUAUGGAGGAAAUGACAUAAAAUGGGUUCAAGAAUUCACUUCCAAGGUACGCGAAAUUGGUUCCAAAACCCAGUUACACAUAGAGUUGGUCUAUGUUGGAAGAAACAAGAAAAUAAGAGGAAUCAUAGAUAAAAACAGAAUGAGUAAUUCUUCAUUGCAAAAUUCACAAAGUGUAUGGUGGUUUUGGACUCGUCUUCGAAGUAUGUUUUUGUCUAGAAUUUAUUAUUUAGAUGCGAUUAAUUGCCCUGUUAAAGAAUACAACAAUGAUGAAAUUUUACAAGGGUUUAAAAAAUUAUUGGCCUACGAAAGCACGAAUACAACAAUUGAAGGAUGGGCCUUGUUGAGCAAAGGAGCAAAAGUGAUUGUAUGUGGACAUGGGACUAAAAUGUUGCGAGUCAUGAAUGAAUAUCAAAUAUGGGAGGAGAACAUAGCCCCCAAAGGUUUUGGACAAGCAUUCAAAGACCACCAUGAGAUGAUUUUCAUGAACAUGCAUUCUUGUUGUACACUGGAAUAUCCAAUGAACUUGGACAAAAUUCCUGAAAAUGAAACAUGCCAUGAGUGCUCUCGUAGUAUGCACAAGUUUUUAACUUUCACUUGUUGUCAUGGCCAUGAUGUUGACUCUGAUAAAGAUGCAGAAGAUAUAUAUCAGUACUAUUGAGAUUUUGUAUUUCAUAGUGUA
Ipomoea nil (Japanese morning glory) is the source of this 1964-nucleotide messenger RNA. RefSeq lists its product as uncharacterized. Lineage: Eukaryota; Viridiplantae; Streptophyta; Magnoliopsida; Solanales; Convolvulaceae. The transcript has 6 exons. Gene Ontology annotation, biological process: phloem development. The record is from RefSeq and is a predicted model, not a curated record. The coding region runs from base 252 to 1943 and encodes 563 amino acids.